Quercus lobata is the source of this 1982-nucleotide messenger RNA. Its product is annotated as equilibrative nucleotide transporter 3-like. Lineage: Eukaryota; Viridiplantae; Streptophyta; Magnoliopsida; Fagales; Fagaceae. Gene Ontology annotation, molecular function: nucleoside transmembrane transporter activity. Bases 422 to 1678 code for a protein of 418 amino acids. Gene Ontology annotation, cellular component: plasma membrane. The record is from RefSeq and is a predicted model, not a curated record. The transcript has 10 exons. Gene Ontology annotation, biological process: nucleoside transmembrane transport.
AGUUUGGUCAACGAAUGCCACUCAAAGAUUCAAAUGGGAAUGUAAAAAAAGUAAAACACGGAACGAAAUCUCUUGCCGUUUUGGUUCGUAUCGUAACGGUAUCAGAGAAAGAAAAGUCACAAUCUUCGAACAGCUAUAGCCAAUCUUAUCGUCCAGUCCAACAAAACAUCUUUCCUUUUUUUAUACUGUAUUAUUUUUAAAACAACCAGCGCAGAGUUUUCAUACUCUGUCUGUCCAUUAUUGUCAAAGUCUAUAUUUUUAUUUAUUGGGAUUCCUUUUUUUUUUGGUAAAAGAUUUAUUGGGAUUCCUAGUAUCUUAUAUAUAUACAAGUGAAUAAAAAAAACACGGUGGCUCCAGAUUCCCAAGAAGAUACGUACUCCAUACAGCUUCUUAGAGACCUGGUUGAAAGGAAACAUUCGUCAUGGCAACCGCUCAUGAAAAUGUGCCUUCUGCCAAUCUUGAGGGAAAAUAUAUUGCAAUUGCAGUAUGCUGGCUUCUAGGAAAUGGGUGCCUCUUUUCAUGGAACAGUAUGCUGACAAUAGGAGAUUACUAUUCUUACUUGUUCCCGAAAUACCAUUCUUCAAGGGUCCUUACUCUUGUUUAUCAGCCAUUUGCAUUUGGAGUACUUUGCGUUCUAACAUACAAGGAAGCAAAAAUCAAUACUAGACGAAGAAACCUCUUUGGAUAUAUCCUGUUUUUCAUAAGUUCUCUUUUGAUUUUAGUAUUGGAUUUAGCAACUUCUGGAAAAGGAGGACUUGGACCUUUUAUUGGAUUAUGUGCCAUUAGCGGUGCUUUUGGAGUUGCAGAUGCUCAUGUACAGGGUGGAAUGGUUGGGGAUCUCUCCUUCAUGCAUCCUGACUUCGUUCAGUCUUUCUUUGCUGGUUUGGCUGCAUCAGGGGCUCUAACCUCUGCUUUGAGGUUAAUUACAAAAGGAGCUUUUGAAAAUACCAGGGAUGGUCUUCGCAAAGGAGCCCUUUUGUUCUUUUCCCUUUCCGCCUUUUUCGUGUUUCUUUGUGUUCUUCUCUAUGCAUUUGUCUUUCCAAAACUCCCAAUUGUGAAGUAUUACCGCUCAAAGGCAGCCUCAGAAGGAUCAAAGACUGUUUCAGCUGACCUUGCUGCUGGUGGCAUUCAAACAUUACCACAUCAACAGGCAGAGGAGGAUCCAAAACAACUUGAACGGCUAAGCAACAAAGAACUGUUACUUCAGAACAUUGAUUAUGCACUCGAUAUGUUUCUGAUAUAUGUGCUGACAUUAUCUAUUUUCCCUGGGUUCUUAUCUGAAGAUACUGGUUCACACAGUUUAGGUACAUGGUAUGCUCUUGUUUUGAUAGCAAUGUAUAAUGUGUGUGAUCUCAUCGCAAGAUACAUUCCACUCUUGAAAUUCCUGAAGUUGGAAUCACGGAAAGGUCUCAUGAUAGCAAUUCUUUCUCGGUUCUUACUCAUUCCAGCAUUCUAUUUCACUGCAAAGUAUGGCGACCAGGGCUGGAUGAUAUUGCUGACGUCCUUCUUGGGGUUAACUAAUGGUUACCUCACUGUUUGUGUCAUGACUUCUGCACCAAAAGGCUACAAGGGACCGGAGCAAAAUGCCUUGGGAAACCUUCUGGUGUUGUUUCUUCUAGGAGGUAUUUUUGCAGGGGUAACACUGGACUGGUUAUGGCUAAUAGGUAAAGGCUGGUGAGUGCUGAUUCUGGCUGAUUUGAAGGAAGUGAAAUGUUUUUAGAUUGUGAAGGAAAACGUAUUAUGAGAUGAAGAUUCAUUUAGGAUGGAAAUAUGAAAUGUGAGCCACACAUACACACAAAAAGAUUCUUUAGAACUUGCUUCCACACUUUUUCUGAAUUGUAAUGUUGUUAGUGUUGAAUUAAACUAUAAGUGUUUUUCCACCAUCAAACUCACAUCGUAUUCCCAAAGCUAGCAACUCUUUUUCUUCCUUUUCUGUAUGAUGGAAUUUGUUUUUAAAGAAAAUGAUUAGUACAGAUGCAACA